Iphiclides podalirius (scarce swallowtail) is the source of this 744-nucleotide messenger RNA. Lineage: Eukaryota; Metazoa; Arthropoda; Insecta; Lepidoptera; Papilionidae. The record is from the annotation of a GenBank genome assembly.
AUGAGUUCCACCACUAAACCUGUACGCAGUUCAGAGGAUCCUGUCAGAAAUCUGGAGGUCAAGUUCGAUGAGUGCAUGCUGUCCUUUGAAGCAAAGCUGAAUGCUGCCAAGCCAUCAACUGUGCAGCAACUAGCAGCAGAAUUUGCCCAGUUCAAGGACAUGAUAAAAUCAGGUUUACAAGUGCUGAAGGGGCAAGUCGCAGCACUACACCAGAUUACUGAUGACCUUGACAACCGCAGCCGCCGUAAAUUUCUCUUGUUUCGGGGUAUUGCUGAAGGAAAGGAUGAUGACUUAUUGCCCGCUAUCAGUAAUAUUGUAACUAGUAAUCUGAAGCUACCAUCCAAGGACUUCACAAUAAGUGACAUCAAGUUGUGUUAUCGUGUGGGUUCCACAAGUGACUCCACUAGACCAAGGCCGGUGUUAGUGAAAUUCUCGGAUCUGUCUGUUCGGAGAAAACUCUGGCACUCCAAAAAACAUCUAAAGGGUAGUGGUAUAUCCAUGGCGGAGUUCCUAACUGCCAGGAGGCGGCACAUCUUCAAAGAGGCUCGUAGUGUUUUGGGCAUGGAGCGUUGCUGGACUUCUGAAGGCGUCAUAUUUGUGAAGGAUAUCGACGGAAUGAAGCUGAAGUUGACGUCGAUGCAGCAGCUAAGCGAGCUAACUCAAACUGCAGGGUGUAUGUCGCGGGACGAAGAACCCAAGGCUGGACGAGGGGCGCGGACUGGAAAAAAAAGAAACGCACCAAAC